GCGCUUCUAAGUAGCAUGCAGGAUUUUAUUUAUUUACAAUCCGCAAGUAUCUAAUUUAGGUGAAUAUUGCAUGUAGUUCAUUAAAUGGCAAUUUUCGGCCACGAACUGUUUAACUUCAAUCGCUUCUGCCCCUGUAAUUAAUUAUACUUUUCGCAAACAUUCCAAUAUAUGCAGUUUAAACGUCAAGAAUCAAGUGAGUGAAAACCCAGAAAGAAUCAAUGACACCUCUCCAUUCUCCUGCAGUUCUUUCCUUCCCUUUAUCGUUUUGUGUCGAAUUGUGUUUACUGUCAUAGGAUGCAAUUAGUUGAAGAGGUAAUCCAUGUCAUAUUGCAGUUGCUUCCAGGUCGAAAAUUGGGACCGCUAUUGCUAUUACAAUGCCGGAAAGCUAACGGCGGCUGAAGAUGGACAUGAAGGACCAAGGAGCUCAGAUGGAGCCUUUGCUGCCCACGAGACACGAUGAGGAAGCUGUGGUGGAUAGAGGAGGGACACGCACCAUGCUGAAGACCAACUUUGAGAAGGAUGAAUUGGAAGGUCACCGGACGCUCUACAUUGGCGUGCAUGUUCCUCUGGGGAGAAAGACUCAUAGGAGACGGAGACACCACAGUCAUCGUCACCGGAAGAGGGACAGGGAACGGGACUCCGGGGUGGAGGAUGGGCGAGAGUCUCCGCCUUAUAACACUCCCUCGCAGAGGGUCCAGUUCCUGCUGGGCACGGAGGACGACGACGAGGAGCACAUCCCCCACGACCUCUUCACCGAGCUCGAUGAGAUCUGCCUACGCGAGGGGGAGGAUGCUGAGUGGAGGGAGACCGCCAGAUGGCUGAAGUUUGAGGAAGACGUGGAGGAUGGCGGCGAGCGCUGGAGCAAGCCCUACGUGGCCACGCUGUCGCUACAUAGUCUGUUUGAGCUGCGCAGCUGCAUCCUCAACGGCACCGUGCUGCUGGACAUGCGCGCCAACUCCCUGGAGGAGAUCGCAGACAUGGUUCUAGACCAGCAGGAGGCAUCGGGUCCGUUGGGUGAUGAUGUAAGGCGGAAGAUUCGGGACGCACUCCUCAAGCAGCACCACCAUCAGAACCAGAAGAAGUUGGCCAACCGGAUCCCCAUAGUCCGCUCCUUCGCCGACAUCGGCAAGAAGCAGUCCGAGCCACACUCCAUGGACAAGAACGGUCAGAUGGUUUCCCCUCAGUCCCAGCCCUCCAACAUUGACGGGAAGGGCGAUGUGAGCAGGGAGAACAGUGCGGUGGAUUUCAGCAAGAUUGACCUUCACUUUAUGAAGAAGAUCCCCCCGGGUGCCGAGGCCUCCAAUGUCCUGGUGGGGGAGCUGGAGUUCCUGGACCGGCCGCUGGUGGCCUUCGUGCGCCUCUCGCCCGCCGUCCUGCUGUAUGGCCUGACGGAAGUCCCCAUCACCACCCGGUUCUUGUUCAUCUUGCUGGGGCCUUUAGGAAAAGGACCACAGUACCAUGAGAUCGGCAGAUCCAUCGCCACCCUAAUGACGGAUGAGGUGUUCCAUGAUGUCGCCUACAAGGCCAAGGACCGCAACGACCUGGUGGCCGGCAUUGAUGAGUUCCUUGACCAGGUGACGGUUUUGCCGCCAGGCGAGUGGGAUCCAUCAAUAAGGAUAGAGCCCCCCAAGAAUGUUCCCUCUCAAGAGAAGAGGAAGACUCCCAUGGUUCCUAAUGGCACAAUGGACCUCAGUGAAGCGGAAGACCACGGGGGGCAUGGGGGGCCUGAACUACAGCGCACUGGGAGGAUCUUUGGCGGGCUCGUCCUGGAUAUCAAGCGCAAGUUGCCACACUACUUGUCGGAUUACACGGACGCCAUCAGCUUGCAGUGCCUGGCAUCGUUUCUGUUCCUGUACUGCGCCUGCAUGUCACCCGUCAUCACGUUUGGGGGCCUGCUCGGGGAAGCCACAGAAGGCCGAAUAAGUGCAAUUGAAUCUCUUUUUGGAGCCUCGAUGACUGGUAUAGCCUAUUCCCUGUUCGCAGGCCAACCCCUCACAAUAUUAGGAAGUACGGGGCCCGUGUUGGUGUUUGAGAAGAUAUUAUUCAAAUUUUGCAAAGAAUAUGGGCUGUCCUACCUCUCGCUGAGAACUUGCAUAGGGCUGUGGACAGCAUUCCUCUGUCUGGUCCUGGUAGCCACCGACGCCAGCUCGCUGGUAUGCUACAUCACGCGGUUCACCGAGGAGGCGUUUGCCUCCCUGAUCUGCAUCAUCUUCAUCUAUGAGGCCUUGGAGAAGCUGAUCCACCUCGGGGAGACCUACCCGAUCAACACGCACAACAAUCUGGACAAGCUCACCCAGUACUCGUGUAUCUGUGUGGAGCCCCCAGAUCCCAGUAACGCCACCAUGACCUACUGGGAGGAAAACAACAUCACAGCCUCGGAGAUAUACUGGGAGGGUCUGGAAGUCAAGGACUGUGUGGAGAAGCACGGGGAGUUUGUGGGGAGCGCCUGUGGUCCACAUGGACCCUACGUCCCCGAUGUCCUCUUUUGGUCAGUCGUACUCUUUUUCUCCACCGUCGCCAUGUCCUUCUUCCUGAAGGAUUUCAAAACUAGCCGCUACUUCCCUACCAAGGUGAGGUCGAUCAUCAGUGACUUUGCCGUCUUCAUCACUAUCCUCACCAUGGUGCUCGUGGACUAUGCCUUAGGAAUCCCGUCUCCAAAACUGAAGGUCCCCAACGAGUUCAAGCCAACCAGAGAUGACCGCGGCUGGCUGAUCAAUCCCCUGGGCCCCAAUCCGUGGUGGACCACUAUCGUGACAGUCAUUCCUGCUCUGCUUUGCACUAUUCUUAUCUUCAUGGACCAGCAGAUCACUGCUGUCAUCAUUAACAGGAAGGAGCACAAGCUAAAGAAGGGCUGUGGGUACCACCUGGACUUGUUCAUGGUGGGCGUGAUGCUGGGAGUGUGCUCAGUGAUGGGCCUGCCGUGGUUCGUGGCCGCCACCGUGCUCUCCAUCUCGCACGUCAACAGCCUGAAGCUGGAGUCUGAGUGCUCGGCCCCCGGGGAGCAGCCCAAGUUCCUAGGCAUCCGUGAGCAGAGGUUCACGGGCCUCAUGAUCUUCCUGCUGAUGGGCUGCUCCGUCUUCAUGACCUCCGUCCUCAAGUUUAUUCCAAUGCCUGUGUUGUAUGGAGUAUUCCUUUACAUGGGAGCAUCUUCACUUAGGGGGAUACAGUUCUUCGAUCGCCUGAAGCUGUUCGGCAUGCCAGCCAAACACCAACCUGACUUCAUCUACCUGCGACAUGUUCCCCUGAGAAAAGUCCACCUCUUCACCAUCGUCCAGCUCAGCAGCCUGGCGCUCCUCUGGAUUAUCAAGACCUCAAAGGCUGCCAUCGUCUUUCCUAUGAUGGUCUUGGCUCUGGUGUUUGUACGGAAGCUGCUGGAUUUCUUCUUCACGAAAAGAGAGCUGAGCUGGCUCGAUGACCUCAUGCCAGAGAGCAAGAAGAAGAAGCUGGAAGAUGCUGAGCGAGAGGAAGAACAGAGUAUUUUAGCAGAUGAUGAAGGAAUCGUUCAAGUGCCAUUAGAGGGACAUUACAAGGAUGACCCUUCAACAGUGAACAUUUCUGACGAAAUGUCCAAAACCUCUUUUGGAAACGUUUGGAAAUCCCUUAACACAGAAAACUCCAGAAAGGACCCAACCUCGAAAAGCAGCGUGAGGAAACAGGGGAGAGGAAUGGACAUGGGGAAGUGCUUCGACAGGGAGACGAGCCUGUGACGUUCCUUCUGUAACUGUACUACUGUUGAACGGAUAGUGAGUGGUGGAGACCUUUGUGUGUUUUCCUGUGUAUUUUCAAACAUGUAAAACAGUUUUUUUUCUUUUAAGAAACUAAAAACCCCAUCCCUCUAUGGGGCAAAUAAGCAACAAUUAAGAUAAGUUUUACUUACUGUGCAACUCAAAGUAAUACCAGCAAUUUAAGUAAGAGGUGUACAUUUGUUCGCUGAUUCACAGAGAGAGCACUCUAUGGUGAGAUGCUGAAGUUAGCUGUCCAGGAAAAAAAAAAGUUUUUAAAACUCCUUUUGUUUUAAAAAAAAUUAAUAUGAAUUUUGUAUGUUUUGUAUUUUUUUUCCAAGACAAUAACAAGUUGGUAACCUUUGAGAAUACAAAUUAUCUGUAGGAAACUCACUCAGUGUACAUAGGAGCGCAGCCACCGCCAGUGAGCUGUUUAAACAUGUAGUCAGGUAACUUUGGUGCAUAGCAGUAAAGGCAAAGCUGGACCCGUAACUGCAGACUUGCAUUAUUAAGUUCCCACUGAGUUGCUUUGCUGAGAAUAUCUGGCCGUAUUAGUAGGUGACGUUGUGAGACAGUGGGCUGCACUAUCAACCAAAGCUGGUUAUGGUACAACUGAAUGAAGUAAUGAAGUAAUUAUACCAGUAAGUGAUAGUAUAAAUAUUGAAGUAAUUUCAGACAUGGGCUAUUUAAAGUUAAUAUAUACGAACAAUCAAAUAACAAAGACAAGCAUAAAGAGAGUAUGUUUGAUAUCCAGAAAUACCGCCAAUGUCUGUGUGUGAUCACUGUUUCAGUGUGACUGAUUAUUUUUUUCUAAUCUGAAUCGCACUUCACUAGUUACGCUGAAGCUAUACAGUAUGACAUAUUAGUAAAUGUUCACAUAAUUUUUCUUUCAAACUACAAUGCUUCAGAAUGUUACUCGGUGUAUUUCCAUACAACACUGGCAGUCAUUAUAAACUAAAUCAAUGUUUGUUUUAUUUGCGUCUGCUACAUUCAAGGCUUAGCGAAGAACGAACGUACCCAGAAACCAGAGUAGACCUUAAGGCUUAAAAUAAAGUGCAAAAAUGACUACAUUGCAGUCAUGCUACGUAUAAUCUUAAGCAGUCAGAAUGUAACUAGCCUAUUUGAUAUUUUUUAAAUACUGAAAAAUAUAUUCAUAAGACAAUACAAUAAUUUGCUAUGAAAGUGAACACAUGUAUAUAAUUUCAUGAAAAAUUAAGCUUUGUUAUUGAAAUCAUAGAAAUAAUCAAUAAAAUUUCAGGAUUUCCUGUUUCUAACAGGAUACAUUCAAUAACUUUAUAUGAAAAUUUACUGCAGGAUUCAGUGUUAUUAGAAACAGACACAACAGUUAUUUUAUUUGAAAAGAUCUAUAGUAUAAUUAUAGUAAUAAUUUGAAAAUUCUAGAAGUCCUUUAUACAUUAAAUCAAGUUUUGUGUGGGUCUCACUUUACCAGUUGGGUAAAACUAAAGGGAGUGUUUUCUUUUGAUAUAUAGCAAAGAAAAGAAAGACGACUGAUUUCACUUGGUUGUGAACAUCUAUCUUAACUGCAAUUGGGACAAAACACUGAGACCAUUAUAUUUAAAAAGGAAAUGACAUAAAACACUAAAUAUAGCGGAUGGAUCUGAUUCAAGGAUGACUUUCACAUAUAAUUUUAGAUUAUUAAAGUUAUUUGCAUUUCAGAACUUAGUGAAUUCUUAGAAACUAGAACGGAUUUAUUGUUUUCAAAUGUUGUAACUUGUAACAUACCACAAAUGUGUCCGUGUGAAAUCAAAUAAAUAGAUUUAAACACUC
Molecule: messenger RNA, 5510 nt
Organism: Brienomyrus brachyistius
Lineage: Eukaryota; Metazoa; Chordata; Actinopteri; Osteoglossiformes; Mormyridae
Product: sodium-driven chloride bicarbonate exchanger-like
Exons: 26
Coding region: 402-3707 (1101 amino acids)
Biological process (GO): monoatomic anion transport; transmembrane transport; regulation of intracellular pH
Cellular component (GO): basolateral plasma membrane; plasma membrane
Molecular function (GO): monoatomic anion transmembrane transporter activity; solute:inorganic anion antiporter activity; sodium:bicarbonate symporter activity
Source: RefSeq, a predicted model, not a curated record